AUGCUGAAUGAGAGUGACAGCUAUCAGAAAAUCAAGCAGGUGCCACCACCAUCGCCAAUGCCGACAUCGAAAACACGAAUGCAACUGCCGUUUAGAACCGGAAGAAGAGCGCCAUUGGCCGAAUUCGAAUCUUCCGUGGUAGAGGACUCGCCAGCAGUCGAGAACAAUCCGUUGACGUUCGAAAAAUGGAGCAACAGCCCUCGAAACAAGAGAAGGCACUCGGCGCACAUAAACGGAUUUGCGGAGCCGAUUGCUGAGGAAAGCGAUGGCAAUGGCAAUCCCGGCCAGCCCAUCACAGCUCCUACUUCGUCCAGAUCGGAAUGUGCAAUGUCUCCGGUAAUGCCAAGACACGAACCAGCCCCAGGACUUAUCGACGAUGAAAUUCUGGACCAGCCCAUGCUCGUUGGCGAUACGUUCUCGCACUCUGAGUCGUCCGACUGCCUAUCAGCCGUGAGAAGAAUGGAAUUCGAAGCCGAGAAAGCCACUCUCAUCUCGAUCGACCGGUCGCUCGUCGACGACGAUUCGCUACCACGACGGACUUAUGACAAUGGCAAUGUUCCACCUCCUACCACAGCGCGUGCCGCCACGGUGUUCACUGGCCCACCGCUAGCCUAUCGUAAAGCUCUCGAAGAUGGUCUCAGUGAGGUCGACGAUAUACGAAGUCAACUUGAGAAGCUUCAACUUCUCGUCUCUCAGGAAAUGCGUGGAACAGAAAUGGAGAAGUUAAUCCGCGAAAAUGAGGCACUCCGACGCGAGCUGGUUGCUAAGGAUGAUCUGAUUUCCAGUCUUCGACAGCAGAUCGCCUCACAACGCCGUGAAACCUGA
Messenger RNA from Haemonchus placei, 825 nucleotides. Lineage: Eukaryota; Metazoa; Nematoda; Chromadorea; Rhabditida; Trichostrongylidae. The record is from the annotation of a GenBank genome assembly.